AUGGCUGCCGCCGAGCCCAAGCCCCCCGCGAGGGCGGACGCGGCCAGGCUUCUGGCCCGGGGCUGCUGGUCGGCGUUCUGGGACUACGAGACACCCAAGGUGAUCGUGGUGAAGAACCGGCGCCUGGGCGUCGUGUACCGCGCGGUGCAGCUGCUCAUCCUGCUCUACUUCGUGUGGUACGUGUUCAUCGUGCAGAAGAGUUACCAGGACAGCGAGACGGGCCCCGAGAGCUCCGUCAUCACCAAGGUCAAGGGCAUCACCUUCUCCGAACACAAAGUGUGGGACGUGGAGGAGUACGUGAAGCCCCCCGAGGGAGGCAGCGUGUUCAGCAUCAUCACCAGGAUUGAGGUCACACCCGCCCAGACCCUCGGAACCUGUCCAGAGAGUAUGAGGGUCAGCAACGCCACCUGUGACUCGGACAAGGACUGCGUGGCCGGGCAGCUGGACAUGCUGGGAAACGGCCUGCGGACCGGGCGCUGCGUGCCCUACUACCAAGGCUCAGCCAAGACCUGCGAGGUGUCGGGCUGGUGCCCGGUGGAAGAUGGGGCCUCUGUCAGCCAAUUUCUCGGCAAGAUGGCCCCAAAUUUCACCAUCCUCAUCAAGAACAGCAUCCACUACCCUAAAUUCCAGUUCUCCAAGGGCAACAUAGAGCACCGGAAGGACGGCUACCUGAAACGCUGCACGUUUGACGAGGUCUCUGACCUCUACUGUCCCAUUUUCAAGCUGGGCUUCAUUGUGGAACAGGCAGGGGAGAACUUCACAGAGCUGGCACAUACGGGUGGCGUCAUUGGGGUCAUCAUCAACUGGGACUGUGACCUGGACCUGUCAGCGUCAAAGUGCAAUCCCAAGUACUCCUUCCGGAGGCUUGACCCCAAGCACGUCCCAGCCUCAUCUGGUUACAACUUCAGGUUUGCCAAAUACUACAAGAUAAACGGCAGCACCACCCGCACACUCAUCAAGGCCUAUGGGAUCCGCAUUGACGUCAUCGUGCAUGGACAGGCAGGGAAGUUCAGCCUGAUUCCCACCAUCAUUAAUCUGGCCACAGCACUGACCUCCAUCGGGGUGGGCUCCUUCCUGUGUGACUGGAUCUUGCUGACAUUUAUGAACAAAAACAAGGUGUACAGCCAUAAGAAAUUUGACAAGGUGUGCACGCCGAGACGCUCCCCUGGUAGCUGGCCUGUGACUCUGGCUCUUGUGUUGGGCCAGGCCCCUCCCCCACCCCAUCCCUGCUCUGCAGACCCAGGCCAGGCAGGCCAAGCUCUGGCUGCCCCGCCCCCAUGGCUUUGCCCCACCUCUGCCCCAUCCGAGCAGAUGGUGGACCCUCCUGAGCAGACUGCAGAACCAGAGCUGUCCACCUCCGAACCUUCCCGGCAGGACUCCACACUCACAGACCCCCGAGGUUUGGCCCAGCUCUGA
Neomonachus schauinslandi (Hawaiian monk seal) is the source of this 1416-nucleotide messenger RNA. RefSeq names its product purinergic receptor P2X 2 (gene P2RX2). The coding region runs from base 1 to 1416 and encodes 471 amino acids. Gene Ontology annotation, molecular function: extracellularly ATP-gated monoatomic cation channel activity; purinergic nucleotide receptor activity; ATP binding. NCBI's taxonomy places the organism in Eukaryota, Metazoa, Chordata, Mammalia, Carnivora, Phocidae. Gene Ontology annotation, biological process: response to ATP; monoatomic cation transmembrane transport. The record is from RefSeq and is a predicted model, not a curated record. The transcript has 11 exons. Gene Ontology annotation, cellular component: plasma membrane; nuclear inner membrane.